AUGGCCACUGCCACCAGCCAGGCACAGGAACUCAUAACCUGUGACCUUUGUGUCAAACCUGUCCAGCAAUUCUGUAACAGCUGCCAAGUCGGUCUUUGUAAAGACUGUAUCAACAAACAUGUCAACAGCCUCAAGUCCAUGAAGCAUGACAUUGUUCCUUUCACCAAGCGUACAGUACAGCUUGUGUUCCCUCAGUGUACAUCUCAUUCCCACCAGAAAUGUGAGGCCCACUGUCAACAGUGUGAUGGCCCAGUCUGCAUCAAAUGUCUUUCAGGACCCAUUCAUAAAGGUCAUGACAUUGUGGACAUGGCAGAUAUCAUUGCUGCCAAGAGAGAAAAAAUCAAAAGAGAAACUGAGAAAAUUGAGGACAUUAUUUCUGAGAACACAGCACAAGACAAAAGCACUGAAACGAAACUUUCCAAAUCCAUGGCCCAUUAUGCAGAUUUACAGAAACAGACCAAAGAUAACAGAAAACACUGGCACCUAGAGGUGGACAACAUCUUUAACAAAAUGGAAUCCCUGAUCCAGUCACUCAGAGAUCAUCAAAUUACAAGUCUAAAAUCAUGCCAGUCCAACCUCAGAAGUCAGAAUUCCAGUAUGAUCCAAACUGUUCAAGAAAACAAGGAAAUCCUGAAGUCCAACAAAGUGUCUGAUGUCAACAAUUACCAAUCCAAACUGAAGGAAUACAAGGAAAUUCCACAAAUACCUGAUUUUUCAUUGCCCUCAUUUCAAACAAACUCAGUCCAAGGGAGAGAACUCAGCAUAGAAUUAGGAGAAUACAAGGCUACACUGACACAGACAUCACUAUCCAGUCUGACAGAUGUAGUCUCCUUUUUAUCUGUUAAGGAAUUAUUAGAAGAGGCCAAAGUGAUUGCAAACAUUCCGACAAAUGUUAAAAAAUUAUAUAAAGUGGUCUGUGUAGGAUCAGAUAAAGCUUGUAUUAGUGGAGAAGACAAAAUAAUAACCUGUGUAGACAUACAUGGAGCUGUACAUGGCACUGUCACCAGUACAUGUGUAGAUUUUCCUAAUGACAUUACGGUGACCAGACAUGGAGAACUAAUAUACAGUGAUGGUUAUAAUGGAACUGUGAACAUUGUCAGAGAUUGGAAGACAGAGACACUGAUCACUACACCAAAGGGCUGGAUUCCAAUAGGACUGUGCUGUACCAGGUCAGGGGACAUCCUUGUUGGUAUGAGUACUACUGAUAAAAGUCAUCAUAAAAUAGUCCGUUAUCAGGGACAGAGAGUGACACAGGAAAUAGAUAAAGAUGAAAAUGGUGAUCCAAUCUAUCAAGGAGGAGAAAACGCAGUGUUUGUGGUGGAUAACUACAAUGGAGACAUAGUGGCCUCUGAUGGUAAUGCUAUCACAGUGGUUGUGGUGGACAGGACAGGAAAAGUCAAAUUUAGAUACAAUAACAAGCCUCCAGGCGGAAAGAAAUCAUUCUGUCCUGAACAAAUAGUGACAGACUCCAUGGGUCAUAUCAUUGUGACAGAUCCACUCAAUAAAUGUCUGCAAAUCCUAGAUCAGAAUGGACAGUUCCUCAGAUGUGUGGGCAAACUUGGAGGAGAUACACCUGGUGGACUGAGUGUGGAUAGUGAGGGGAGGUUGUGGGUAGGGAUACUUAAUUCAACGAAAGUGAGAGUCAUACAAUACAUAAAAUAA
This is a messenger RNA of Saccostrea cuccullata (small rock oyster), 1662 nucleotides long. RefSeq lists its product as uncharacterized. Lineage: Eukaryota; Metazoa; Mollusca; Bivalvia; Ostreida; Ostreidae. Bases 1 to 1662 code for a protein of 553 amino acids. Gene Ontology annotation, molecular function: zinc ion binding. The record is from RefSeq and is a predicted model, not a curated record. The transcript has a single exon.